This is a messenger RNA of Recurvomyces mirabilis, 852 nucleotides long. RefSeq lists its product as uncharacterized. The record is from RefSeq and is a predicted model, not a curated record. Gene Ontology annotation, biological process: proteolysis. The transcript is spliced from 3 exons. Bases 1 to 852 code for a protein of 283 amino acids. Gene Ontology annotation, molecular function: glutamic-type endopeptidase activity. Lineage: Eukaryota; Fungi; Ascomycota; Dothideomycetes; Mycosphaerellales; Teratosphaeriaceae.
AUGAAGCACACUACCGCAAUCGUCUCAGCUCUGCUGGCUUCUACAGCCUUCGCUCUACCCACUGCUGAGCAGAUGUCUGCACGCCGCCACCAGCGUCUCGCUGAGAGAUUAUCCAAGCCCAGCGGCCAACGCUUCGGCUCUACCAGCCGCCCACUGGCACCCAACACCAUCAGCCAGAGCGAUUUCAUUGCCGUUCCCAACAACACCAAGGAGGUGACGUACUCUUCCAAUUGGGCUGGAGCAGUCAUUGAGUCCUCUGGUAUCACCACCGUCACCGGCACUUUCACCAUCCCCACCGUCAAGGAACCAAGUGGUGGUAGCAGCAGCACCGAGUAUGGUGCUGCUGCUUGGGUUGGCAUUGAUGGCAACCAGUGCGGAUCUGCCAUCCUACAGACUGGAGUGGAGUUCUUCGUCGAAGGUACUCAAACUGCGUACCAGGCUUGGUACGAAUGGUACCCAGACUACAGCUACAACUUUCCAUCUUUCCCCGUCUCGCCGGGUCAACAGAUUCAGGCUACUGUCCAUGCUACUAGCAAAACGAGUGGAACUGCCGUGCUCAAGAACUUGAGUACUGGCAAGAGCGUGACGCACACUUUCUCCAACGAAGGUGGCACCGGGAGUUUGUGCGAGACUGAUGCUGAGUGGAUUGUUGAGGACUUUCAGUCUGGUAGCGCCCUAGUGCCGUUCGCCAACUUUGGAUCCGUCACCUUCACUGGAGCUUCGUACACCCACGGUGGCACAACAUCUGGUGUCUCUGGUGCAUCGAUCAUUGACGUCCAACAAAAUGGCAAGGUCGAGACGAACUGCGGUGUCAGCGGCAGCAGCACGGUGACUUGCACCUACCAAAAUUAG